Molecule: messenger RNA, 579 nt
Organism: Sclerotinia sclerotiorum 1980 UF-70
Lineage: Eukaryota; Fungi; Ascomycota; Leotiomycetes; Helotiales; Sclerotiniaceae
Exons: 1
Coding region: 1-579 (192 amino acids)
Source: RefSeq, a predicted model, not a curated record
AUGCCUCCCACCAAAGAACCCUUUACCUUAACGGCCCCUCCAUCCACCGAUAUCUGGCGCAAACCUCCCACCACCGAUGUUUUCAACGCACCAACCAAUAUGACACCCAAAAUCCCUCUCACAUCAUUCUCCUCCUCCAAAAUUACCUUUUCAUUCCGUUGCAAAUAUCGUUAUGACCAAGGUUGUCUUCUCCUCCAUCUCACCAAAGCCGGUUCCAAAGAUCGUUGGGUAAAGACAGGUAUUGAGUUUUACCAAGGUAAACCUUAUGUAAGCACUGUUGGAUGCGACAACUUUGCAGAUUGGAGUAUCUUACCGACAGGUUUUGACCCAAGUAAAGAUGUGGAGGUCACGAUUGAAGUAAGGAGAGAAGUGGAUGAGAAUGGGAAGUCAUUGUGGGUUUAUUGGGUACGAGGUGAUGAAAUUAUACCACUUAGGGAGAUUGCCUGGUUUUUUGCUGGUGAGGAAGGUUGGGAUAUCGCGGCAGGAGCAUUGGCUUGUAGGCCUGCUACUGAGGAAGCUACUAAUGGGGAAAGUUUAGAAGUCAAGUUUUGGGAUUUUGCGUUGGAGCAAAGAGCAUGA